CCCUGCUUUCCGUUCAACCGAAGCCACGAAUCUAUUAAACUGAAGAAAUCGCCGUUUCUUUCUACUUUCUUCUUCUUCUUCCUUGAAUCCACGCAGGUUUCUCUGCAAUGGGCAGCAAAAACAAAGAUGUCAUCCGAUUAGAGCGUGAAUCCGUCAUUCCCAUCCUCAAGCCCAAGCUCAUCAUGACUUUGGCCAACCUAAUCGAGCAUAGUUCUGAUCGGGCAGAGUUCUUGAAGUUCUGCAAGCGAGUGGAGUACACGAUACGGGCUUGGUAUCUUCUCCAGUUUGAGGAUUUGAUGCAAUUGUACUCCCUCUUUGACCCUGUGCACGGGGCUGAGAAAUUGCAGCAACAGAAUUUAUCUUCUGAAGAAGUAGAUGUACUUGAACAGAAUUUCUUAACAUAUUUAUUUCAGGUGAUGGAGAAGAGUAAUUUUAAGAUUACGACUGAUGAGGAGAUUGAUGUUGCACUUGCGGGGCAAUAUCUUCUUAAUCUUCCCAUAGUAGUUGAUGAAUCUAAGAUUGACAAGACACUUCUGAAGAGAUAUUUUUCAGAGCACCCCCAAGCAAACCUUCCGGAUUUUGCUGAUAAGUACAUUAUCUUCAGACGUGGAAUAGGAUUGGAUCGUACAACUGAUUACUUUUUCAUGGAGAAAGUGGACAUGAUCAUUUCACGUCUUUGGGCAUUUACUUUAAGGAUAACUCGGUUGGAAAAACUUUUGAGCAAAAGAUCAAGAGGGCGACAAAAUAAGGAGCCAAAGAAGGAUGAUGAGAUUAACCCUGAUGCAGACAAUGAAGAUUUGUAUGUUGAACGGAUCCGUCUUGAAAAAAUGGACAUAAGCAUCAAGAACUUGGUGAGCAAGACUACAAUCCAAGAGCCUACUUUUGAUAGGAUAAUUGUUGUUUACAGGAGAGCAAGUACAAAACCAAAUAAGGAACGAGGAAUAUAUGUAAAACAUUUCAAAAAUAUUCCAAUGGCGGAUCUGGAAAUAGUCCUUCCUGAAAAGAAAAAUCCAGGAUUGACUCCUAUGGACUGGGUCAAGUUCCUUGUUUCGGCUGUUGUGGGGAUGGUUACUUUGUUUAGUUCUCUUCAAAUGCCUAAAGCUGAUCUCUGGGUCAUUUUUGCCAUUUUGUCAACUGUGAUUGGUUACUGUGCUAAGACAUAUUUCACGUUUGAAUCAAACAUGGCUGCAUAUCAGAAUUUAAUAACACAGUCCAUGUAUGACAAACAACUCGAUAGUGGAAAGGGUACUUUGCUUCACUUGUGUGAUGAUGUGAUUCAACAGGAAGUGAAAGAGGUAAUCAUCUCAUUCUUUAUACUUAUGGAGCAAGGUAAAGCUACCAUGGAGGAUUUGGAUAUAAGGUGCGAGGAACUAAUUAAAGAGGAAUUUGAGGAGAGCUGCAACUUCGAUGUGGAUGAUGCAGUUGAAAAGCUAGAGAAGUUGAAAAUCGUUUCUCGGGAUACUAUUGGACGAUAUUAUUGUGUUGGACUGAAACGUGCAAAUGAGAUUAUAGGUGUAACCACUGAGGAACUCGUGCUUAAGGCAAGACAGGGUUCUAUUUCAGCUUAAUACUGUUGCCUCGGUAAGUCAGGAUGGUGAGUGGAGCAUAUACAUGUAGGCAUAUGAAGCCUGCUAUGUGCUACUGAGGUUAUUGGAAUCCUUAAAUCCUUCGUAUUGUGACAUGGGAAUCGGAAUGUGGGACGGGAAGACUCGGUCCGGACCAACAGCUAAGUAUAUUUAUGUGUGUUUAUUCCUCGUCUCAAUUUGAGGGUUUCAUUUUCUUGCAUCUCUUAUGUGUGAUGUACAUUAUAUUUUCGGGUAUGUGACACGCGGUACCUCUAUGGAACUGCCAAUUAAUCACGUCAUGUAUUGAGUUUUUGUUUGGAGGAACAUAUAUAUUAAUGUAGAAUGUUUGAAGAACAAUGUGUGAAGA
This is a messenger RNA of Hibiscus syriacus, 1932 nucleotides long. RefSeq lists its product as uncharacterized. NCBI's taxonomy places the organism in Eukaryota, Viridiplantae, Streptophyta, Magnoliopsida, Malvales, Malvaceae. The transcript is spliced from 16 exons. The record is from RefSeq and is a predicted model, not a curated record. Bases 108 to 1568 code for a protein of 486 amino acids.